GAGGAGAGCAGCGAGGAAGAGGACAACGAAAGCGAUGCAAGGGAGGAGGAGGAAGAGUAUUCGAAUAUGGUGUCCGACGAAUUUGACAGCUCUGCGUCAGAGAGCGAUUCAGAUGAAGACCAAGCCGCUACCGACGCUCCUGCUGUUCCUGAGCCCGAAAAAGAGAAGGAAUAUUACACCGGCAGCAUGCUGAAGCCCCUGCUCGUCAGUCCGUCAGAGAACACGGGCGCAUUCUACGUCACGCGCAUGAAGCUGCCCAUCAUGGAGGCUAUCACGGAGAACCCAGUCAUCACCACACAGGCCGGGUACGGUGACCCGAACUCGCAGAACCCAGGCAUGAUCGGGAUCACACAGCCGCGGCGGGUGGCGGCCGUCAGCAUGGCGCACCGCGUUGCCGAAGAGCUGGGCAACUACGGCAGCACAGUGGCACACCAGGUGCGCUUCGAUACCAAUGUGUCUGACAAGACACGAGUCAAGUUCAUGACCGAGGGAGUGCUUCUGCGCGAGCUGGCCACCGAUUUCCUGCUGACAAAGUACUCGGUGCUGAUUACUGACGAGGCCCACGAGCGGUCGCUCAACACAGACAUCCUGCUGGGCGUGCUGUCGCGAGUCGUUCGCCUGCGGCAGAAGCUGGCCAGCGAGGAUCCGAAGAAGCACCGGCCACUGAAGCUUGUCAUCAUGAGCGCCACGCUGCGCGUCGAUGAUUUCGUCAAGAACACACGGCUGUUCCCAACUCCACCGCCGGUCAUCAAUGUACAAGCCCGCCAGCACCCAGUACGCAUACACUUCAACCGCCGCACGCCUCUGCCAGGCCAGCACGUCAACGAGGCAAUCCGCAAGGUCGCCAAGAUCCACACCCGCCUGCCGGAGGGUGGUAUUCUGGUGUUCUUGACUGGCCAAGCCGAGAUCACAUACGCCUGCAAGCAGCUGCGCGAGAAAUUCCCAACUGCUGAGGAGCGCGCAGCGCGGGAGGAGCGGAAAAUGCGCGAGCACGAGCAGAUGAUGAAGGCUAAGCAUGGCAAAAAGCGCAAGCAUGGCAAGCCGCAUCACGCCAAGAACGAGGACACGCGGCUGGUGGCCAGCGGGCUCGAGGGCGAUGUCGAGGAUGAGGAUGUUGACCUUGGAGAGGAGUUUGAUUUCGCCACUGCGGAUGGUGACCUCAGGGACGACUUUGAGAUUGACUCGGAGGAGGACUCGGAGGAGGAAGACGAGCUCAUCAUGGGCGGUGAAGGCGAGGACGAUGAGGGCCGCAAGCUCUUGCUCAGUGAGAACCUGUUCAAUGCUGCUGCCAAACCUAAGGCCGAGGGAGGGGACGAGCAGAACCAUCCUGAGCCACUGUACGUCCUGCCGCUGUACUCGCUGCUGCCAGCCGACCAGCAGCUCAAGGUAUUUGCGCCUCCCCCCGCUGGCAGCCGCCUGUGCGUGGUAGCGACCAAUGUUGCCGAGACAUCGAUUACAAUUCCGGGAAUCCGGUACGUGGUUGAUGCCGGACUGGCCAAGGAGAAGACGUACGAUGCGCAGACACAGGUGCAGAAUUUCGACGUGCGCUGGACGAGCCAGGCAUCGGCAAACCAGCGCACAGGUCGUGCUGGCCGUACUGGGCCUGGCCACAGCUACCGCCUGUUCUCCAGCGCAGUGUUCAACGACCAGUUCCCCCGGUUCUCUGUACCCGAGAUCAUGCGGAUGCCAAUUGAGGGUGUCGUGCUGCAGAUGAAGGCCAUGAACCUGGACAACGUCGUCAACUUCCCGUUCCCGACGCCGCCUAACAAGUCUGCGCUGACCAAGGCCGAGCGUCUGCUCACAUGGCUCGGUGCUCUCGACGCCAAGGGCCGGGUUACUGAUCUCGGCCGGUUGAUGUCGGUGUUCCCUGUCGCUCCACGGUUCGCCAAGAUGCUGAUCGUCGGCCAGCAGCACGAGUGCCUGCCCUAUAUCAUUGCUAUUGUCGCAGCCUUGUCUGUCGGAGACCCGUUCCUGAAGGAGUUCCAUUUGGACGCCGAUGAGCUCGACAGCGGUGAGGUUCCGGAUGAGGACCAGGCAACUGCCGCAGAGAAUCGUAACCUGACCAACGCAGAAGUUGCGGCCAAGGAGCACCGGCGACUCAAGCGCCGGCAGUACUGGCGCACGCAGUCGAAGCUGUCGGGCUCCGACCCCUCCAGCGAUGUGCUCAAGUGGUUGACCGUGGUCGGUGCCUUUGAGUAUGCUGGCGGCACCAAAGAAGUGUGUGAAGAGUACUACGUCCGGCAAAAGGCCAUGAUUGAAAUCCGCAAGCUGCGCGCCCAGCUAACCAACCUGGUGCAGAUGUACUGCCCAGGCCUGCAGCAAUCGGUGAUCCGCCAAAUCCUGCUGACCGGAUUCAUGGACCACGUCGCCGUGCGCGGUGAUAUCGCCGGCUACCAGGACCCUGACGAGGAGUCAAACAAGAAGAAGCGUGGCAUGCAUGCCGUUCCAUAUGUCACCAUGUGGAGCGAGGAGCCCGUGUUUGUGCAUCCUGAGAGUGUGGUGUACAUGGCAGCGCGCAAUGCCGGGUCCAUGCCACAGGCGAUUGUGUUCUCUGAGCUGCAACGCACUACGCGGCUGUGGGCCAAGAUUGUCACAAUUGUCAGCGCCAAGUGGCUGGCCACUAUCGGCCAGCCGUUGUGCUCGUUCGGCAACCCGCUGCCGUACCCGCUGCCAAAGUACAACGACGCGCGCGACCACAUGACAUGCUACGUCGAGCCGCGCUUCGGACCAAAGUCCUGGCUGCUGCCCAUGGUCAAGGUCGAGGAGAGCCGCCAGGGCACGCGCUGGAGCAUCGAUCGGGUUGUAGGAUAGAUUCUGCUGCAAGUAUUUGAUUAAAUCACAGUCAC
This is a messenger RNA of Linderina pennispora, 2846 nucleotides long. Its product is annotated as P-loop containing nucleoside triphosphate hydrolase protein. Gene Ontology annotation, molecular function: RNA binding. The coding region runs from base 67 to 2811 and encodes 914 amino acids. Gene Ontology annotation, biological process: maturation of SSU-rRNA from tricistronic rRNA transcript (SSU-rRNA, 5.8S rRNA, LSU-rRNA). Gene Ontology annotation, cellular component: intracellular anatomical structure; nucleolus. The transcript is spliced from 9 exons. Lineage: Eukaryota; Fungi; Kickxellomycota; Kickxellomycetes; Kickxellales; Kickxellaceae. The record is from RefSeq and is a predicted model, not a curated record.